AUGACCUCAGGUGGGACCAGGCCCCUGCUCUGGCCUCUGCUGCUUUUGCUGUUGCCCCUGACUCCCGAGGCCACUCUUACCAGGCCGCCCAGUGAGCUAAGACCCUCUACCUCUCCUCUGCCGGUCAAAUGGAGAAACCCGGGAGCGCUAGAGGACUGGGAGGCCAUGGCAGGUACUCCUCGGGGUUCUUUAAGCCGGCCCCAUGACAGACUCAGGGAGGACAUCAACCGAGUGUGUGGAAAGCCCAAAGGGAUAGGAAAGGUGUUUGGCGGCCAGAAUGCAGUGGCUGGCCAGUGGCCCUGGCAAGCUAGCCUACUCUUUAGGGAACGACACCUCUGUGGAGCUGCCCUCCUUGAUGCCCACUGGCUGGUUUCUGCAGCCCACUGUUUCCUCAACAAAUCCCAGAGCCCACAGGACUACACCGUUCUAUUAGGAAACAACCAGCUGUACCAGCAAACCUCGCACACGCAGAAGCUCCCCGUGCGCCAGAUUAUUACCCAUAAAGCGUUCGAGAAGUUUCAUCCCUACGGCAGUGACAUUGCCAUGGUGCAGCUGAAGCGGCCUGUGAAUUUCACGUCGUACGUGGUUCCUGUGUGCCUCCCGUCCACAGACGUACAGCUGUCCCACCAGUCGUCCUGCUGGAUCACCGGCUGGGGAAAGCUUUCGGAGGACACCAAACUGUUGCAACCCUUCCUACUGCAGGAGGGUAAGGUGGGCCUGGUGGAGAAUAAAUUCUGUAAUACCUUAUUUAGGCAAAGAUCUGGCCACGACAACGACUAUGUGCAUGAAGAGAUGCUGUGUGUGGGGGACUUCUCGACAGGAAAGUCCAUCUGCCCGGUUGAUUCUGGGGGGCCCCUUGUCUGCUUCCACUCCAAUGUCUGGGUUCUGGUAGGCCUGGCGAGCUGGGGCCUGGACUGCCGUCAUCCGGUCUACCCCAGCGUCUUCACCAGGGUAUCCUACUUCACUGAAUGGAUCUAUAAAGUCAAGCGGCUCAUGGUUUUCAGGCACAAUUUGUCCAUCCAGCCUCACAUGAACUUUUCCGCAGUUAUGAGGCCUACGGACUCAGCUGAGUCCCGCAGCACCCUUGUGUCUGCACAGACAUGGCUCUUGCUGCCAUUUAGCUUCAUAGUGCCACAGCAGGCUCUGUGGUAA
This is a messenger RNA of Perognathus longimembris pacificus (Pacific pocket mouse), 1152 nucleotides long. Its product is annotated as putative serine protease 47. Gene Ontology annotation, molecular function: serine-type endopeptidase activity. Gene Ontology annotation, biological process: proteolysis. The transcript has a single exon. The record is from RefSeq and is a predicted model, not a curated record. Bases 1 to 1152 code for a protein of 383 amino acids. Lineage: Eukaryota; Metazoa; Chordata; Mammalia; Rodentia; Heteromyidae.